AUGAACGAGGAGAAUGAAAUCCCAACCAGUGUGUUUGUCAAGGAUACUGUUCCUUUCCCCCGUGAAGCUGAGGAGGGGGAGGAGCCCACUGCCGUCAUCGACGCCAACCGCUCCACGGAGGAGGGGCUUCACACCAUCGACCUAUCCUCGGACGAGGACGUAGGGCUGGAGGCGGACCUGGACGAGGUGGGAGAUGGCGUAUACGAGCUGGCAGGAGAGCACACAGACAAAUCCCGCACGGAUAAGUUUAAACGCUCCAGUCUAAAGAAGGUGGACAGUCUGAAGAGGGCCUUCUCCAAAGCGAAUAUAGAGAAGAAGAUGAACAAGAUUGUGUCACAGGAGAAACGAGAGAAGAUGAAGAAGAGCCUGACACCCAACCACCCAAAGAGCUCCUCCUUCAAAGUGUCCCCUCUCACGUUCAGCAUCAAGAAGAAUCGUAAGUCUGAGGGCCAACCUGAAGCUGAAGCAGAGGUGGAGGCCUCAUCCCAGACCGGGGUUUCGCCUACUGCCGUGGCCUCCAUCGAGAUCUCCCCGCUGGCCAACCCUGAUGAGGAUGUCCUCUUCACCGAGGUGCACUCCCAACUGGCUCCGGGGCUGGAGGAGUCCAAGGCUGAGGCUUUGGAGAUGAAAGAGGUGGCUGUCAGUGAAGUUCCAGAAUCUGACGAAAUUCCAGAAUCCAACGGUUUUUCUGAUUCCAAACCGUUCCUAGAAUCACAUGUUCCUGAGGCAGAUGUGGAUCUGUCGGUUAUGACGGAGGGAGGGAGCGAGGAGUACGCUCUCUCUGCCACGCUCCCACAUGAUGCCUUCCACUCUAUCUCGCCCUUCGGUGAGGAAGACAGGGAAGAAAAGGUGCAGAGGGAGAAAGAGUAGGAGAAGGAAGGAGAGAAGUAAGUGUAGAAAGAGGUGGAGGAGAAGGAAGAGGAGUAAGAGAAGGAGGAGAGACUUGUGGAAUAGGAGCCCAGCUGUCAAAGUCCCCUAAAACACACACACACAAAAUAAAUACACAUAUACCUAUUCCCUAACAUACUUCCCCACUCCCACUCCCACACUCUGUCCAUCAUCCUCUAAAAAACUCAGACCCUCUGUUCAAAAACACACACCCAUACACACACAAUUACAGUUCAUUUCUGUGUGUCUUUCUGUAUGUCAUUGUGUGCAAUGUAUGUGCUUGCAUUUGUGUGUGUGUGUGUGUGUGUGUGUGUGUGUGUGUGUGUGUGUGUGUGUGUGUGUGUGUGUGUGUGUGUGUGUGUGUGUGUGUGUGUGUGUGUGUGUGUGUGUGUGUGUGUGUGUGUGUGUGUGUGUGUGUGUGUCAGGGGCAGAUUUCUGUUUCACAUGUGAAAGAGGAUGAUGAAGUUGCUAAAAGGUAUAAUUAUCUUCUUAUGCUUCUGCUUAAAGUUUAAACCUGAACGUAUACUUGUGUAUGUAAGAUGCUAACUUUGCUUGACCUAAUAUAUACAAUUCAAGCCAAUCAGUACAACACUUGUCAUAAUAUUAGCUACAGAUAGAGUUUUGAGUUUUGGUAUCUAUUACUGUCCGUUACAGGUUUGCCUAGAGAAAACACCGCCAUAUAUUUUUCAACUAACCUGGUAUUGGCGAUACUGUCUUCCAUCUCCAUUCUGGGAAACAGUUAUUUUAGAAAUGUUUCUAUCCAGUGGCAGGUGGUUCUACAAAAAACACUGAAAACUCAGACAGUAAAUCCAUGUUUUGUACCGCGCAAGGAGGAUCCUCGCCAUCUUAGCUGUCGGACAUCUAGAAUUUUCCAGCAUCUUUGACAGAACUAGUCAUUUCUAUGCGAAGCGGCCGCGGCCAGACAGUGUGUCACGUUAAUACAAAGCUCUACACACAUUGAUACAAAACAUGGAUUUACUAUCAUUCUGAGGUUUCUCUGCUGUUUGUACAACCACAUGCCACUGGACAUGGACAUUUAUAAGAUAACUGCUUUCCAGAAUCGAGAACAAAGAGAGUAUCGCCAAUACCAGGUUCAUUGAAGAAUCUAUAGCAGCGUUUUGUAUCGGCAAAUCUGUAACUCCUAGUAAUGGAUACCAAAAAUCUUUGGUUAUAUCACAUUAUUUGGUGUACAAUCUGUAGGUAUCAUCAUUCAUGACCCUCGAAUAUCUUAGUACUGUAUCAUCUCUCAGUGAAUGUAUAGAAAACAUAGAGAGAUAUAGCAUGGCAACAGUUGAUAAUAAAACAUUAUAAGGGUUCAUACCACAGGGUGGUGGCACCUUAAUUGGGGAGGACGGGCUCCUGGUAAUGGCUCGAGCAGAAUAAGUGCAUUAGUAUCAAAUACAUCAAACACAUGGUUUCCGUUCACUCCGUUCCAGCCAUUACAACCGGUCGUCCUCCCCUUAGCAGCCUCCCCUGGUUCAUACAUAAUGUACAACAGGUAAUAAUGCAUUAUUGUAUAUCUGUCAGCUUCAAGUAAAGUGUUAGUGAAGUAGCCUAUGUAGUCUUCUCUUAUUUCACUGGUGCCAAAGAAACUCCUCUUCAAUAUAUUGUCCAGAUUGUUAAAACUGUGAUUGUCAUGUUUCUUGCUCUUAUAUAAAAAAAAUAAUCUAUCUCCAGAAUCGUUAGAAUUCUAAAUAAAAACAUUGAAACUGUC
Messenger RNA from Salvelinus fontinalis (brook trout), 2602 nucleotides. RefSeq names its product caveolae-associated protein 2-like. The transcript has 4 exons. Gene Ontology annotation, cellular component: caveola; cytoplasm. The coding region runs from base 1 to 870 and encodes 289 amino acids. Gene Ontology annotation, molecular function: protein kinase C binding. NCBI's taxonomy places the organism in Eukaryota, Metazoa, Chordata, Actinopteri, Salmoniformes, Salmonidae. The record is from RefSeq and is a predicted model, not a curated record.